Messenger RNA from Perognathus longimembris pacificus (Pacific pocket mouse), 2768 nucleotides. RefSeq names its product La ribonucleoprotein 4 (gene Larp4). The transcript has 18 exons. Gene Ontology annotation, cellular component: cytosol; cytoplasmic stress granule. The record is from RefSeq and is a predicted model, not a curated record. The coding region runs from base 580 to 2745 and encodes 721 amino acids. NCBI's taxonomy places the organism in Eukaryota, Metazoa, Chordata, Mammalia, Rodentia, Heteromyidae. Gene Ontology annotation, biological process: positive regulation of translation. Gene Ontology annotation, molecular function: mRNA 3'-UTR binding.
UUGAUGCGACGUGCCCUUUGGACUCGGGGCGUCGAGCCCUAACCCCUCUCUGAUCCAAGGUUACCGCAGUUUGACUCACGAGCCACCCAGAGGUUUGGCCUCAACCGAGCAGUAGGCCAACUAGGUUCCCGGUGCUCUCUGGGUCACAUUUCCUUAGUACGCAGAUGUGUAUGCACAAAGUUUUUUGGAGACUGCUCUUGGGAUCAACACUUGUGAUGACAAAGUGAAGGAAGGACAACUGGACAAAAAGAGCAGCUGAAUUCAACUAUGUGCUGCAUGGAAUUCAUCAUCAACUGGGAAUUAAGGCUUUUUAAAAGUCAGUUUUAAACUUUUUCUUUACCAAUUGAACAAGCAUUUGUUAAGACACUUAUGCAAUUAUUAUCCUGAACUAAGAAAAAUUUAUGAUAGGAUUUCUAUGAAAAACUGAAGAACGACAAAAAAAAUUUAAGAUGGAAUAAUCAAGGGCUAACAAAGGACAUGAAGAGAUCUGUGGGAAACAGAGUCUUUGGGAAAAACUUCUGGAGAGAGAUGGUUGAUUGACAAAUGAAGGCACUAGAGACUGGGAAGACAUCUUGAGCCAUGGCUUUGGAGCAGGUAACAUCUAAAGGGACUGGUUUAAAUCCUAAUGCCAAAGUAUGGCAAGAAGUUCCUCCAGGAAAUCCUGAUGCCACUCCCGUGACUCAUGGAACUGAAAGCUCUUGGCAUGAAACCGCAGCAACAUCAGGAUCGCUUCCUGAGGGUAAUUCAGAGCUUUCAGAGAAUAUGUGUAAGGAAUAUGAAGUAAUGUAUUCUUCAUCUUGUGAAACUGCAAGGAAUACUACAGGCAUUGAAGAAUCAACUGAUGGAAUGAUUUUAGGACCUGAAGAUCUGAGUUAUCAAAUAUAUGAGAUUUCUGGAGAAAGUUCAGCAAUUUCUACAGAAGACCUAAAAGAAUGUCUGAGGAAACAACUAGAAUUCUGUUUUUCACGAGAAAACUUGUCAAAGGAUCUUUACUUGAUCUCUCAAAUGGAUAGUGAUCAAUUCGUCCCAAUUUGGACAGUUGCCAACAUGGAAGAAAUAAAAAAGUUGACCACAGAUCUUGAUUUAAUUCUUGAAGUCUUGAGAUCUUCUCCUAUGGUACAAGUUGAUGAGAAGGGUGAGAAAGUGAGACCAAGUCAUAAGCGUUGUAUCGUGAUUCUCAGAGAGAUUCCUGAAACAACACCAGUAGAGGAAGUGAAAUCAUUGUUUAAAAGUGAAAACUGCCCCAAAGUGAUAAGUUGUGAAUUUGCACACAAUAGCAACUGGUAUGUCACGUUCCAGUCAGACACGGAUGCACAGCAGGCUUUUAAAUAUUUAAGAGAAGAAGUUAAAACAUUUCAGGGCAAGCCAGUCAUGGCAAGGAUAAAAGCCAUUAAUACAUUUUUUGCUAAAAAUGGUUACCGGUUAAUGGAUUCUAGUAUAUAUAGUCAGCCCAUCCAGACUCAAGCCCAAUAUCCCUCACCAGUGUUUAUGCAACCUGUAUAUAGUCCCCACCAGCAGUACUCUGUCUAUAGUCUUGUGCCUCAGUCUUGGUCUCCAAGUCCUGCACCUUACUUUGAAACACCACUGGCUCCCUUUCCCAAUGGCAGUUUUGUGAACGGCUUUAAUUCACCAGGAUCAUAUAAAACAAGUGCUGCUGCUAUGAAUAUGGGUCGACCAUUCCAAAAAAAUCGUGUGAAGCCUCAUUUUAGAUCAUCCAGUGGUUCAGAACACUCAACAGAGGGCUCUGUGUCCUUGGGGGAUGGACCAUUGAACAGAUCUAGUUCAAGGAACUUUCUACCUGAACGGCAUAACCCUACAGUCACAGGGAAUCAAGAACAAACUUACUUUCCAAAGGAGACUCCCACUUUGCAGAUGGAACAGAAUGGGGACUAUGGUAGGGGCAGGAGAACACUCUUCAGAGGUCGAAGAAGACGGGAAGAUGACAGGAUCCCAAGACCUCAUCCUUCAGCUGAAACAAAAGCUCCAACACCAAAGUUUGACUUAUUAGCUUCAAAUUUUCCUCCAUUGCCUGGAAGUUCAUCAAGAAUGCCAGGUGAACUUGUUUUGGAGAAUAGAAUGUCUGACAUUGUUAAAGGUGUCUACAAAGAAAAGGACAAUGAAGAUUUGAGAGUUAGUUGCCCAGUACCUGCAGAAGAUGACCAGACAGACUGCAGUUCUACCCAGCAACUCAGUAUAAGUACCAGUCCUCCAUGUACAGCUGAGCUUCCUGUGUUAAGCACAACUCAGCAAGAAAAGGAUCUAGUAGAAGAUUCUACUGUUCAGAAGGAUGGUCUCAAUCAGAUAACUGUACCAGUUUCCUCCCCAAGUACUGCAAAGCCAUCAAGGGCAAACACUGCUUCACCAUGCAGUAGUAGCACAAAUGUACCCGUAGCUGUGGCCAUACAGGAACCCCGAAAGUUAAGUUAUGCUGAAGUGUGCCAAAAACCACCUAAAGAGCCAUCUCCAGUUCUUGUACAGCCACUACGGGAACUUCGCUCCAAUGUAGUGUCUCCCACCAAAAAUGAAGAGAAUGGAGCCCCUGAGAAGUCAGUUGAGAAACCACAUGAGAAAUCAGAAGCAAGGGCUAGUAAAGAUUAUCCUGGCUUCCGAGGCAAUACCAUUUCCAGGGGAGCAGCUGGAAAAAUCAGGGAACAGAGACGCCAGUUUAGCCAUAGGGCUAUACCUCAGGGAGUGACUCGACGUAAUGGCAAAGAGCAAUAUGUGCCGCCCAGAUCACCAAAGUAAAAACAGACAAAAAAAAAAAAACA